CUUCCAGAGAAGGCUUCUUCUGCACCGAGAGAGAUCACACCUAGAGACCUAGCAUCUAUUCAUCCCUCCAACUUUACUCUGGAAAGAAUUCCUACAAGAAACAUUUCCAACUAUAGUGACUUCCAGACAGAGCCUCCAUGCAUCCACAUUCUCCAGUGAGUGUUUAAAAUACAGAAUACAUCUCUCCAGCUUCAUUCUAGAGAGAGAGAGAGUCUAAGAUACAUCUGUGCUGUGUUUAUUCGAUCCAUGCUAUGGAGCGAGACCUCAAGAAAGAGUCUCCAUCCAUCAGCUAAUGAGAGAGACCCCAGAAGACAAUUUCUUUCUGCUUAGCUCAACUUUAUAAAGCAGGACUAAAAAAAAGACAACCCCAGUCCAUCGGCUUUUUCCUCUAAAGAGAUUCCGAGAGACAACCUUCAUCCGUCUAUCUUCAUUCUGUGGAGGGGCUUCCUCCAUCCUUCAGCCAAAAGGUCCACCUGUGAGAGAACUUCAUGUAUGAUCUUGGUUGGAUGCAUAAUGGAAAUGUGGUACACUUUAUAAAAAAUACUCUGGUGUUCUAGUUACAGUGGAUAGUAGAGCCUCUUGCAUGAGACAUCACACCCUCUAAGAGUGCUUUCAUUGUACAACAACAUCCUAGAGACAGACACCAGAAAUAAAGCAUUAGAGAUUAGCCAAGGAGAACACAACUGAAUUGGUCACCAAAAAACUUCUUAUAAAUACAUGAUGAUCUGUUUAGUAAGUCACUCUACUCUAUAUGCAUGGCUUAUCUAUAGAUUUUUGGUGAACACCUUGAUCUGCCUAUCAGUUUACCAUCGAUGAAGAAUUCAGUCCAGAUUAAAUUUGUGAAGCACAAAAGGGACGCCCAUUCUAAAAGAGAGUUUUCUCAGACAGUCAAGUUUGAUGGGUUGAUCUUUGGUUACCAUGAAAAUGCCCUGAUUGACCCUGUUUUUAUAGAAAUUGCCUCCAAGUUACCCUUCUCUUGUUUGCCCUGGGGCAGAUGGAUGAGACGGCUCCUGUAAACAUGGUGACCUCCAGGAAUGCUCCUUCCCCUCCAAUACCUCCAUGCCCACCUCCACUUCCACCUGUUGGACUUCCCACACAGCCACCGCCUCCUACGUCAUCCGCCGAAGAUUCCAAUCCCCCUCCACCACCACCUCCGGUAAGAUUUAUGUUACCCCCACCUCCCCCUCCGCCCGUGCGAGGCUCCUUAAUUCCUGUGUCCAUCAACAAUACGUCGGUUUCCUCCAAUACCCCUUCUGCCCCACUACGUUUUGGAGACCAACGCAGACCCAAACUGCGCAACUUCAACUGGGACGCUCUGCCUGUGGAGCGAGUGAUGGGAGGGCGCAACCUCUGGACCUGUGGCCCUCAGGGGACAAGCCUACAGAUAGAUGUCACACACAUGGAGGAGUUGUUCGGGCAGAAGGAGGAGCCGCACAAACUGAGGGGGCAACGAAGCUUCAAAGCACGACCGGUCCAAGGGGAAACCGAACCAGAGAUGACAUUACUGGAUUCCAAGAGAAAUAUGAACCUGGGGAUUUUCUUGAAACAGUUCAAGAGGCCAAUACAUGUGAUGGUAGAAGAUAUUAGGCGAGGAGUAGGAUCAAACUUUGGAGCUGAGAAACUGGGGGAGCUGCAGAGACUUCUUCCAGAGAAAGAUGAGAUGAAGAGGCUGCGGGCCUUUAAAGGAGACCGAAGUCGCUUGUCUGAUCCUGAACUGUUCAUGGUGAUGCUGGUAGAGAUUCCCAGCUAUUUACAGCGGCUGCAGGUCAUGAUACUGAAGGAGGAAUAUUUCCCACAGCUCAACUCGUUGAAACAUUCAGUAGAAAUUCAGACUGUAGCAGCGACAGAGCUUCUGAAGUGUGAGGAGCUUCACACCAUCAUCCACUUGGUGCUGAAAGCCGGGAACUACAUGAACGCUGGUGGUUACGCUGGGAGUGCCAUGGGUUUUCGGAUGGGAUCUCUUCUGAAACUGGCGGACACUAAAGCAAAUAAACCUGGAAUGAACCUUAUGCACUUUGUAGUCCAGGAAGCUGAGAAGAAUAAUCGGGCACUUAUGAGUUUUCCGGAGAAACUGACUCACAUAAGCCAGGCAUCUCGCAUUACAUCCCUGGAAGUGGAGAGUGACCUGGAGACUCUCACUCAGCGGCUUCAAAGUACUAGGGACGCCCUCCGGGACCAGCCAGAUCUGAAGCAUGAGAUGGCUCCCUUCUUGCAGGUAGCAGAGGUGGAGCUGUGCGAGGUUCUGUGCUCUCUAGAGAGCCUGCGGGACACCAGGUGCGCUGUGAUGGAUUACUUCUGUGAAGAUGAAUCUACGUGCCGACUGGAAGACCUCUGCCUCAUCUUCACUACUUUCUGUGCCAAGUUCUUGGCUGCUGCUCACGACAACAAGGAAAGGGAGAAGGCAGAACACCGCAAGGAACGCCUGGAGAAACGACGUUCUAUUGCCAGCUGUUCAUUACAAGACAAAGACCUUCAGGAUGUAGAGUUGGAGUUUUUACUUCUUCGACUUCCCCGCAGAAGACGUCCUAGUAGAGGUCCACGCCCUCUCCCUCGUAGCCAAUCCACUGAGGUUCUUAAUUCCUCCCCAAUCAAAUCUCCAGCUUCCACCGCAGCCAAAGUUUCAGAGCCAAUCGGAGAAGAGGAUUCUCCUGUGCCUGAGAAGCCACAACAAGGGCUAAGGAGGCCACGGGAGGACAGCACAGGGAGUGAUGGACAACAGGAUACUCCUGGGAAAAUGAACAGGAGGCACACGUUGGCAUGCCUUCCAUACAGGGGUGAAUUGGAUAUACAUUCUGUGUUUGUUACCUCUCCCAGUGGACGUUCCCAGGAGUUCUCGCGCCACGAUGCAGAGUCGGACAACCUUUCUGUUUCUACUCCAAGUACCCCAACCACCAGCACUUCCUUCAGCCAAAUCCUAAAGUCUUCAAAUACUGACACUCCUGUGCGGAAGGACUUUUCUCCUACAUCAGGCUCCCCAAAUUCAUUGCGCUUGGGAGGACUAUUUCAAAGAAGAGGAAGUUUGAAAAAUUCAGAAUCUCUAAUAUUGCAAGGAGUGGACCUCUCCCCGCGAGGGGGCAGUGAAGCCUCUGCCCUCGCCACCUUUUUUAGACGGGUUGACAGUGCUCUGCGCUCCCCUAAAUGAAGACAAACUCUAUUCAGAAGGUUUUAAAGUUUAGCUGGAAAUGUGUGCAUCUGGGUUGAUGAUUUCUGAUAGUCUUUCCAGAGGUUAUCUCCUGGAUUGUAAACCCUCCAAAUGUUGGAUGUGGCAGUCGUACUGGCCCUCAGCAGAGAAGGCUGGUGGAGAUGGUCUCCACAGAGGGAGGGGCACACAAUGUAGUUGGGUUUUUUUUUUUUUUCUUUUUUUAAUCUUGUAAAUUUCAUAAUGGUGCAUAUCUAAUAUACAAGGAGCUAGGCAUUUGACACUUGCCAGUAGAGAAGACCUGGACCCAGAUAGUGUCAGAGUGGGGUUGUAAGGAAGGGUGGGUUAGAGGACUGAUAGCACUUUGUAUGGAGUCUGGGAUGUGACUGGAAAAGAUAUGCACAAGCAGCAUUUUAUCUAUUGUGAUAGAAAUUCUUUAAUGGGCCAAGCCAGAUUGUUCUGCUUUAAUCUUACUGUUCCCAUCAUGCACUUAACUAACGUCAAAAUGUUUUUUUAAUGUGCAGACAGGAUGGCUUGUUAAUGGAUUUAAUAAAGGGGAUUUACACUGGA
This is a messenger RNA of Rana temporaria (common frog), 3709 nucleotides long. Its product is annotated as FH2 domain-containing protein 1-like. The record is from RefSeq and is a predicted model, not a curated record. The transcript has 12 exons. Lineage: Eukaryota; Metazoa; Chordata; Amphibia; Anura; Ranidae. The coding region runs from base 995 to 3142 and encodes 715 amino acids.